Molecule: messenger RNA, 1537 nt
Organism: Olea europaea var. sylvestris
Lineage: Eukaryota; Viridiplantae; Streptophyta; Magnoliopsida; Lamiales; Oleaceae
Product: histone acetyltransferase MCC1
Exons: 6
Coding region: 508-1251 (247 amino acids)
Biological process (GO): N-terminal peptidyl-methionine acetylation
Cellular component (GO): Golgi membrane
Molecular function (GO): histone acetyltransferase activity; protein-N-terminal amino-acid acetyltransferase activity
Source: RefSeq, a predicted model, not a curated record
UUAAUUUCUGUAUUUAUAUAAAGCUGGAGAAUUGCAUUUCCAAAAAUAACUACAUCAUUCCCCUUCUUGUAAUAAUUUUUAUUCUUUUACUGUUACAUCGUUGUGCAGAGUGGCAUUAAUCCACCUUAAAUUCUAUUUAUUUAUUUAUUUUUUCAUAGUGAAUAAGAAAUCAGAAAAGUAAUUAUAGAGCGUCGCAAGAAGGUUGCUUUCUGGAAUCCUAGGAUACGGAAGAGAAGGAAAGUGUCAAUAAAUCAAGCCCAAUUCCUAUCGCCAGACCGAAUUGAGAAAUUCAAUAAGGACUAUAACCCAGGCUCUAUCCUCUUUGGCCGUGGAUAUUCGCAUCAAAGGGAAGGCAGUAGGGUUGAAACAGACUCAUCGAUUGGCUUUCUGAGGCUGGCUGCAUGGCUAUAUUGGCUAAUUUUGUAUAGAUGGAAGAUUCUAUUUGCCUACAAAUCCUGCAUAUACGUCAAAUAUUUGCUGGCGACUGACCCUCCCCUACAUUCAUCAAUGGUAAAGCGCAAAGCCCCUCACCGUCCAAUUAUAUCUUAUAGGCCUAUUCGACCAUCAGAUUUAGAGGUUCUUGAAAAAAUUCAUGGCGAUCUGUUUCCUAUCAGGUAUGAAUCUGAAUUUUUCCACAAUGCUGUCUAUGGUCGUGAUAUUGUGUGCUGGGGAGCUGUUGAUCGCAGUCGGCCUGAUGCUCAGAGCAAUGAGCUUAUUGGAUUUGUUACAGCCAGAAUUGUUUCAGCAAAAGAAAGUGAGGUAGAAGAUUUUAUCAGUUCUGAUUCAUCAAAACCGGACCAAACACUAAUAUACAUCUUAACGCUGGGAGUCAUAGAAUCUUAUAGAAAUCUUGGAAUAGCUAGUUCACUUAUCCACAAGGUCAUAAAUUAUGCCUCAAGUAUCCCAACUUGCUGCGCUGUUUAUCUGCAUGUGAUUUCAUAUAAUAAUGCGGCCAUCCAUUUGUACCAGAAAAUGUCCUUCCAGUGCGUACGACGGUUGUACAAUUUUUACUUUAUCAAUGGGCAGCAUUAUGAUUCAUAUAUGUUCAUCUACUACGUAAAUGGUGGUCGAUCUCCUUGCUCGCCCCUAGGGCUUGUUACGCUGUUGGUAACGUAUGUGAAGAGAGGAUUUAACUUGAUGGUUUCAAAGCUGUGGAAAAAUGAAGACAAGAAGAUUUCAAAAUGGCCCACGAGCAAAGAAUCCGGUUACCUUCUCCCAGUGGUUCAAAACAAGAGAGAGCUCACAGCUUAAGAUAUGCAUCUUCGAUAUUUCUAGUUGCCCAUUGUGAUGCGUGAUUUUACAGAGGAAUAAGGUCAUAACUAAAUUUUGAGUCUUCUGUAUUAAAGUACUGUGGCAUGGAGACGCUGCUGCUGGAUAAGUUAGCGAAUAUGUUGUAUAUUAGAAGUUCUGAGUAGGGUUAUAUCUCAUACCUUUAAAUCUUUGUUUGUUUGAAAUUGGAAAGGAUACAAGAAUGCAUGUCUUUAUUUAUAUUUGGGUUACUUUUCAUAUUAAGGUUGAAUUUUAAAAUGUUAUCUUA